AUGAAGCCUACUGAUCUACAAUUUUUCGCAGGAGGAAAGAAAAAACCACUCAAACAGCCCAAGAAAGAAAAGAAGGAACUGGAUGAGGUACAAUUUUGCAUGUUAGGAAUCGAACGACAAAUUCGUUAAAAUACUUAGGCGUGCAGCUGUUAUAAUUCAAUUUUAUCCCUGAUUUGAGUUGUAUCUGUCUUGAACUUUUUGUUACUUAUCAUAAGAUACGCUGCCUUUCCAUGGUGAGGAUAAAUGUUAGACAGCUCUAGGGCUACACACGAUCAUUCUUUGACUCGCGCUUUUCUAAGUUAAAGAGGUAUUUAAUGAAAGGCUGUUAGAGGGCAGAUUGAUUUCUUCAUAGUCUAUGGUGCACAAGCAAAAAUUUGUUUUUAAGACUAUAUAUAUUUUUCAGAAAUACAAUAGACUUCGUUUUCCUCUCGAUCAAAGCUUCUAGUAUGUUUCAUGCAGAAGGGCUGUGGGGGAGGGGGUAGUGGGAUGAAACUCAUAGGGGGAAGGGGUUGUAUGAAGGUCUGUUGUAGAGCCUAAGGAGGUAUAAUGUCAAGAGAUAGUCAUGGUUUGGAAUAGAUUUUCAGAUUAACCCCUUAACUCCUAUCAGUGACCAAGAAAUAAGUUCUCCUUACAAUUUCAAUACAACAUCAAACAGACAAGUUAGGAGAAACAUCAACAAGGGAUGAUCAGUUGAUCCAAUACAAAGUUUCCAGAACUAACUUCAUAAGAAUUGUAUGGCAGACAGUGAAGAGAAUUACUAAUAAGAUCUUGGGAAUGUUAAUCAUUUUAAUAGAUUAUUAAACCUAUCCCAGAGAAGCAAGUAAUAGAAUUUGAACUUGGUGGAGACACCUUAGGUUUCUGAUCAUGCUGUAUACAAGGGUAAUAGUGUAUUUGAAAAAUAACACACUUCUGAUUGGCUGAAAACAAGUGCAUUCUCAAGUUAUAGGAUUAUAAAGUUGUAACACGAGGGCAAAUUACGAAAAGUGCAUGCAUGCUUUCAAAAUUUUUUCUGUUUCAACUUUCUGUAAUUUUUUUUCAUGUACAUGAUUAACAAGUAAUAAAAUGAUUUCUCUUGCAGUUUGGUGUAAUAAGCACUUGUAAAUCUUUCAACAACUACAAAUUGCACUUGCCCUAUGGGCCUCUACAAAAAAAUUCACAAGAGCUUAUUCGCACAAAAUUGUACUCAAAAUCAUGUUGUUACCUAUAGUAAUUUUUUUAGCAAUUUUUUAGGAUGAGGUGGCACACCAGCAGAAGAUGAAGGCUGAUAAAAAGGCACUGGAACAAGCAAAGGCUAAAGCAGCUCAGAAAGGACCAAUGGGUAUGAACAAUGCUUAACUCUUGAAACUGUAAGAGUGACUAGUGUCUAGUUUCUUCUUACAACAAUUCUGCUAAACCAACAUGAUUGAGAAUAUAAGAAAAUGUUUGCAACCUAAGAAGCUUUGAUUGUGAGACAAAUUCUCCCAGUCAGUACCAAAGGGAAUGUAUAGAGAGGAGUAUGGAGAAAUUGGAUACUGAUGUUGGAGUGACAAGGCCUGGGUUAAUAAAUCCUAAGAGUAAUUAUCAUCUAAUUUCUUCCUAUAGUAAUACUGCCACAUAUAAAUCCUACAGUACAGUCGUGAGAAUAAAAGAAAAUUAUUGCCAACCUAAGAAGCUUUGAUUGUUAGAUAAAUUCUCCUUGUCAGUACCAAAGGGAUGUAUAGAGAGGAGUAUGGAGAAAAUCGAUACUGAUAUUAGGAUGUUAAGGCUUGGGUUAAUAAAUCCUAAGAGUGACUAUCAUCUAACUUCUUGUUACAGUAAUACAGCUGAAUCAUUCUUUAAGAUCAUGGAAAUAACAGAAAUGAUGGCUUCCCUAAGAAUCUUUCAUUAUGAAAUGAAUUCUAGCAAGUGAAAUAAAUCAAAAUACAAAUUUGUAACAAAAGUUAGUUAAGUUUGUUCUUGCAAAAAAUCAUCACUUUACAUAAUACCUUUCUGAAAAAGUUUUGCUUCACAGAGGAAAAUGAUAACCCUUUGCAAUUAAAUAUUAGUAUGCAUUUUCUCCACACUGUUGUCAGACAUUUCCGAAGGUUCUGUUAAGGAGAUUUUGUUGAAAAAUCAAGAGCCUCUUGAGUUGAAGAUCAUUUCCUAUAUUCCCAUGACCUUAACGUUUGACACAGGAGAGAUACUUUAAGGAGAAAUUGGACUUUAGUCACUUUAAGGGCUGAAAUAAUUAAUAGUUUAUUGUGUUUGAUACAAUCUUUCUUAUUUUUCCAGGUGGAAGUGGUAUAAAAAAAUCUGGAAAGAAAUGA
Molecule: messenger RNA, 2285 nt
Organism: Pocillopora meandrina
Lineage: Eukaryota; Metazoa; Cnidaria; Anthozoa; Scleractinia; Pocilloporidae
Source: the annotation of a GenBank genome assembly